Molecule: messenger RNA, 975 nt
Organism: Acaromyces ingoldii
Lineage: Eukaryota; Fungi; Basidiomycota; Exobasidiomycetes; Exobasidiales; Cryptobasidiaceae
Product: ras-domain-containing protein
Exons: 3
Coding region: 50-688 (212 amino acids)
Biological process (GO): exocytosis
Cellular component (GO): recycling endosome
Molecular function (GO): GTP binding; GTPase activity
Source: RefSeq, a predicted model, not a curated record
CCGCCGUCCCUCUCGCACCCAAACCCCAACGAGAGCCAGGAGAGAGGCCAUGGAUAACAGCAAUUACGACUAUCUUUUUAAAGUAGUUCUCAUCGGUGACUCGGGGACGGGAAAAUCGAAUCUUCUGUCUCGAUUCACAAGGAAUGAGUUCUCGCUCGAGUCCAAGUCGACCAUUGGCGUUGAGUUUGCGACGAGGAGCAUCGCGGUGGACGAGAAGACAGUGAAGGCCCAGAUCUGGGACACUGCCGGCCAAGAACGUUACCGGGCCAUUACGUCGGCCUACUACAGAGGCGCCGUCGGUGCGCUCCUCGUUUAUGACAUCGCAAAGCACCCAACGUACGUCAACGUGAGCCGCUGGCUCAAAGAGCUGCGAGACCACGCAGACAGCAACAUUGUCAUCAUGCUCGUGGGGAACAAGAGCGAUUUGCGGCACCUGCGAGCGGUGCCCACCGAAGAGGCAAAGGCAUUUGCGGCCGAAAACAACCUCUCAUUCAUCGAGACUUCGGCAUUGGAUGCGUCGAACGUAGAGCAGGCUUUCCAGAACAUUCUCACAGAAAUAUACCGCAUCGUCUCCAACAAGGCGCUGCAGUCAUCAGACGAUGUCAUCAAGCCAUCAGGCGGUGAGACGAUCACUGUGCAACCCUCGGUGGACGAUGGAGGGGCGCAAAAGAAGGGCGGGUGCUGCUAAGCCCAGCAUUGAGUGUUUUGGGCUGGUCCGGUCGCAUGUCAUCACACGAUAGCAACGGGGUUCGAUCGACCCCUUCUCAUGAACUUGUAUUAUUCUACAGGGGGCAUCUUCUCUCUCGACGCCCUACAAGGCGCGCUUCUUUCCGUUUAUCCUCCCUUGGUCUCAGCUCUGUUUCUUGUUCCUUCAAUCUCAUACGAUGCCUCCUGAUGUUCGGUCUCGACGCACGACUUUCCAUCUUGACGUCGGCUCCAAAUACACGCCCCAUAGCAAAGAGCAAAUGUCAAGAU